GUGCAAAGUCACGUGUACAGCCCCUCCAUCGAACCAGCGGGAAAGGAAGGCAUAAGAAAGUUAGAAAUUCAGAGUGGCACGAGUGUGAAACCGUGGAAGCCCCAACUCCGGACAACAUCAGCAGCGGAAUCUUCUAUCAAGGCUGUCACAAUUGGCUGACUCACUGUUGUGUCCGAGGUAGUCCUUUGGAAGCGGACAUCCCUUAGGCAAGAUCUCGGACAUCUCUUAAUGUGGGCUCCAUCAAGAUGGCUGGGCAUGGACAAGUCCACUGCUGGAGGUGCGUCCUUCUCCAUCCCGCUCACUUUCAUUUGCUUAUCGAGGUUGACUUCUUUAUCUCUCCGCAACAGUGGGCAUGUCACGGGGAAGACACCAAUAACAUUCCCCAACCAUCUGUCCGCCAUGGGUUUUGUUAAUAUUUGUCGACCUACGACGCCCAAAACCAUCCUCACAUCAAUCACGCCAUCCUACCACUGCCCUUUAAUCCUUGCCUUCCUUCGAAGAUCCCCCUCCCCGCUGGCGUCCGACUCAAGCUUCGAGCGGGAUGCUUAGUUGAUUGUUGCGUCAUAUCUUGCUGUUGCCGAGACAGUAUUGCAACUUUGCGGGGUUCUUCUCCUACGCUAGGCGAGACUUUUCUGCAGAGCCUGCCUGGGAGCUCGCGUUGUUGGUCAAGCCUCAGGUCUGGGUACAACCUGCCUGUUCCUGGCAGGAUCAAGAUUUCCGAGCACAUGUUGUAGCAAGAGUAGGAUCUGGAAGUUGAUCAACGCAGCUCCGCCUCACCAUAAGUACCUUCUCAGGACCACAAUCAUGGGCACUCUUUUCCCCUUUGAACCUUUUUCCUCCUCCUCUGCAACUCCCACUCGAUUAUCUGGGAUAUUUGUUAUAAUGUUGUCACUACUCCAUUUGGCUUGUGCCCUGGUCGUGCCAACCCUGCUAGACCAAGCUGGGGCAAGUCCUGUGCCGUAUCUACAUCACCUCAAUCAAGGUCCCGAUUCCCGUGGUGCAGUCGCAAGCGAAAGUGAUGUCUGUAGCCGCAUUGGGAUCGGCCUUUUGCAACAAGGCGGAAAUGCUGCCGAUGCCUUAGUAGGCACCGUCUUCUGUGUCGGAGUCAUUGGCAUGUACCAUAGUGGUAUCGGAGGCGGUGGCUUCAUGAUUGUCCGCGCCGCCAAUGGCACCUACGAAUUCAUCGACUUUAGAGAAACUGCUCCUGCUGCUGCUUUCGAAGACAUGUACAAAAACAACACUCAGGCAAGCAUAUUUGGUGGAUUGGCCAGUGGAGUUCCUGGCGAGGUUCGCGGCUUGCAAUAUCUCCAUGAGAAUUACGGCAGCCUUCCGUGGCAGGAUGUUAUGCAACCCGCGAUCAACACGGCGCGAUAUGGCUGGCCCGUGACCGAAGAUCUCGUUAACUACAUGAAGUCCGCCAACGCAUCGGGCUCUGCUGUGACUCCCAAUUUCCUGGUCGAUGAUCCCAACUGGGCCCUUGACUUUGCACCAAAUGGCACCUUGGUUGGGUUAGGAGACAUCAUUACACGGAAAAGAUACGCCGAUACAUUGGAAGCCAUUGCAACCCAAGGCCCUGAUGCCUUCUAUACCGGUCCCAUCGCGGAGACUACCAUUGCUGCCCUGCAAGCAGAAAACGGCACUAUGACUUUGGAGGACCUGAAGAAUUAUACAGUGGAGAUUCGACAACCAGUCAACAUUACAUAUCGCGGGUACAACGUCUUCAGUGGAGGAGCACCAAGUUCUGGAGCCGUGGCCUUGUCAGUUUUGAAGAUUGUCGAGGGCUAUACAGACUUCUACACCGAAGGUACGGUGAAUCUGAGCACCCAUCGAUUGGACGAGGCCAUCCGAUUUGGCUAUGGAGAGCGCACCAAUCUCGGCGACCCGGCGUUUGCGGGAAAUGUGUCCGACUAUCAGGACGACAUGGUCUCACAAGAAACAGCAGACGACAUUCGAGGCAGGAUCCUGGACACGCAAACGUUGAAUGUCUCGGCGUAUGACCCAUCCGGGAUCGAGUCCCUCGAAACACCAGGCACAUCGCAUGUCGUAACGGCGGACGCAUCAGGACUCGCAAUCUCAUUGACCACGACAGUGAAUCUACUUUUCGGCUCACAACUCCUCGUUCCGGAGACAGGUGUGAUUAUGAACAAUGAAAUGAACGACUUCUCCAUCCCCGGCACGUCGAAUGCCUUUGGUUUCAUUCCCAGCCCGAGCAAUUACAUUCGACCGGGUAAAAGGCCACUGUCAUCCAUAGCGACAACAAUUGUCGAGUUUGCCAACGGAACUCUGUAUUAUGUCAUCGGGGCUGCCGGAGGCUCGAGAAUCAUUACCUCGACGAUUCAGAAUAUUGUCAACGUGCUGGACAAGGGCCUGACUGCACCUGAGGCACUUGCACAACCUCGCCUGCACGACCAGCUGAUUCCCAACCAGGUGGUUUUCGAAUAUUCCUACGACAAUUCGACCGUGGCCUUUAUGGAAUCUCUGGGACACAACGUCACAUGGAUCGCAUCGGCAGCGAGCUCGGCUCAGGGUUUGCGACUGCUUCCUAAUGGCACUUUCGAAGCUGCUGGUGAACCACGACAGAAGAACUCUGGGGGUUACGCUACUUGAUGAAUGAUUACACGACACAACGACUUUGGAGUCAUCGCAACCACCGACUCUCUGACGGAAGUCCUCGAAUGCGCACCAGACAUUAUAACUAAGGUGAUCGACCUCGCAAAUUUGCAACCCACCGUGAGAUAUCCACGACUCCGAGACACCAACAACAAUUCUUCUGAUCUUGAGCACUAAGAUGGUUCAAGGCGAAACAAAUCUGGCAGUGAGGCCGAAUCAGCCCGUUGCAGGAUUCUCGGUUACCUCUGGGGUGCAGUUUGGAGAAUCCGAUGUGAGUCUGAGCCACUUCUACAAGGCCCACAGAUUCUAACCGUGUGUACAGACAGAUGCUUCAAGCUAGGGAACUAAUGGAGGUUUGGAAGGUCUGGGGGGUUUGGCUGUAAAGAGUUUACAGUAUUGCAGGCAUUUAGGGCAUGAGAGAGCGUGUGGUGUAUACAUGUGUGGAUAGAAUAUAAGUACCUACGAGUACGAGUAUGCGUCUGAUAUGUACAUAGUAAUGAACUGAAAUGAGGUGAA
Messenger RNA from Exophiala mesophila, 3126 nucleotides. RefSeq names its product gamma-glutamyltransferase. Bases 805 to 2607 code for a protein of 600 amino acids. Gene Ontology annotation, biological process: glutathione catabolic process. NCBI's taxonomy places the organism in Eukaryota, Fungi, Ascomycota, Eurotiomycetes, Chaetothyriales, Herpotrichiellaceae. Gene Ontology annotation, molecular function: glutathione gamma-glutamate hydrolase. The transcript has 3 exons. Gene Ontology annotation, cellular component: plasma membrane. The record is from RefSeq and is a predicted model, not a curated record.